Truncatella angustata is the source of this 1443-nucleotide messenger RNA. Its product is annotated as eukaryotic translation initiation factor 3 subunit L. Gene Ontology annotation, molecular function: translation initiation factor activity. The coding region runs from base 1 to 1443 and encodes 480 amino acids. The record is from RefSeq and is a predicted model, not a curated record. The transcript is spliced from 3 exons. Lineage: Eukaryota; Fungi; Ascomycota; Sordariomycetes; Amphisphaeriales; Sporocadaceae. Gene Ontology annotation, cellular component: cytoplasm; eukaryotic translation initiation factor 3 complex. Gene Ontology annotation, biological process: translational initiation.
AUGAGCGCUUUCCAGCAGAACGGCGAUCGCCCCGUCCGCGCCAUCGACGACGACAGCGACGUUGAGGAGGAAGCACUGGUCAAUGACUACAAGGAGCAAGUCCAAUAUGAGGAUGGCAUGGGCGAGGACCUGGAGCGCGUCAGCUCCUUGUCCAUGGCUCAGCAGCAGGAUGAUAUUCAGUCGAGACUCGUCGCCGCUGCCCAGCCUUUGGACUUCUCUGCUCCUCUCGAGGUCAAGUUCCAGAGCUACGACUCAUACUGCAACCUUUUCCAUUUCAUCCUGAACUCCGAAGGCCCCGUCGACCUGGAGCCGCCGUCCUACUACUGGGCCUGGGAUGUCAUCGAUGAGUUCAUCUAUCAGUUCAACUCAUUCUCCUCGUACAGAAUGAGACUUGCACGUCAACCGAGGGACAACGAGGAGGAGCGUCAGAUUCUUAAGGAGAACCCGAACACCUGGGGUACCUACAGCGUGCUCAACGUGCUAUACUCCUUGAUUCAGCGGUCGCAGAUUGUUGAGCAACUUGCAGCCAUGAAGCGCAACGAGGACCCCGCCGCCGUCGCCGGCGAGUACGGUUCCAAGAACCUCUACAAGAUGCUGGGCUACUUCUCCAUCAUCGGUCUCCUGCGGGUCCACUGUCUUCUCGGAGACUUCAGCCUUGCCCUCAAGACCCUCGACGACAUUGAGCUCAACAAGAAGGCCAUGUUCGCCCGUGUCAUGGCUGCUCAUUUCACCACGUAUUACUACGUCGGUUUCUCUUACAUGAUGAUGCACCGAUAUGCCGAUGCCAUCCGCAUGUUCAGCCACAUUCUCGUCUACGUCUCGAGGACGAAGAACUUCCAGAAGAACGCUCAGUACGACUCGAUCACCAAGAAGAACGACCAGAUGUACGCACUGAUCGCUAUCUGCGUAGCCUUCCACCCCACUCGUCUCGACGACACUAUCCACACUGCUCUCCGUGAGAAGUAUGGCGACCAGCUCCUGAAGCUGCAGCGUGGUGGUCCCGAGUCUCUCCCCAUCUUCGAGGAGCUUUUCAAGACUGCUUGCCCCAAGUUCAUUUCUCCCAUCGCCCCCGAUUUCGAGAACCCCGAGUCCAAUGUUGACCCUAUGGACCACCAUCUGUCCAUCUUCAUGGAUGAGGUCAAGACCAACAUGUUCAACCCGACCGUUCGGUCUUACCUCCGCCUGUACACCACUAUGGACUUGAAGAAGCUCGCUGGUUUCCUCGAGGUGCAACCCGAGGAGCUGCGCUCGUACCUGUUGGUCAACAAGCUGCGCACAAAGCAGCUGCGAUGGGCUGACCAGGGCCUGUUGGAUGGCGAAUGGGUCAAUGUUAGCGACCUAGACUACGCUUUACAGGGAGACUUGAUUCACAUUUCUGAGGCCAAGGUGGGACGAAAGCUGGUGGACUGGUAUCUGCGUAACCUCUCAAGAACAUACAACUGA